Ipomoea nil (Japanese morning glory) is the source of this 762-nucleotide messenger RNA. RefSeq lists its product as uncharacterized. NCBI's taxonomy places the organism in Eukaryota, Viridiplantae, Streptophyta, Magnoliopsida, Solanales, Convolvulaceae. The record is from RefSeq and is a predicted model, not a curated record. Bases 102 to 602 code for a protein of 166 amino acids. The transcript has a single exon.
CCUAACAGAUCUCAUUUCCAAUCACUUGAAACCCUAGACGACAGACUUUCAAGAUUUGGUUCGUUCUUCAAUUCAAUCGCCGAAUUCUUGUCUGGAAGAUCAUGAACAGAACUGCAAUGGACGUGGGAUCGAAGCGCGACAAGACUACGAGGAAGACGAGGAAGGAGAAAGCGGUUAAGGUGGUUUACAUUUCGACUCCGAUGAAGGUUAAGACCAGCGCGUCCAGGUUCCGGUCGCUGGUCCAGGAGCUCACCGGACGCCACUCCGACACCGCCCGGAUCAUGGAGGCCAACGACGGCGCCACCGAUUUUGAAUUUGUCCCUGACCUUGCCGCCGCCGCCGGCGGCGACGACGGAGUGAUCUUCGGCGCUCUGAAGAAUGAAGGUCGUCACUCCUCGCCGUCGUUCUUCCGGUACCCGAUGGUGAAUAAUUCCGUCGAGGAGUCGCCGACGAGCUCCGAAUCGCUGGCGGAGCCGCCGUUGGACGAUCAGGUGUUCAGUUCUCAGGUGGAUGAGCAGUUUCAAGCCAUGUUCCCACUGGAUUUGUUUCUGGACCUUAAUUCUUCCGACCUAGAUGGUGAUGAUAUACUGGGAAGCUACUAGCUAUGAAGCCCUAUGAAAUAUUUUUUCCUUUUUUUACUUUUUCUUUUGUGCACUAAAAUCAAUUUUCAUAUGUUAAUAUUUAGUACAUAUUUUCAUUUUUCUUUUUUUACUUUUGAUAUAUCACUUUAUUCAGAGAUAUAUAAUCCAAUUUCUUCUACCA